Messenger RNA from Gambusia affinis (western mosquitofish), 2484 nucleotides. RefSeq names its product extracellular calcium-sensing receptor-like. Gene Ontology annotation, cellular component: membrane. The transcript has 6 exons. NCBI's taxonomy places the organism in Eukaryota, Metazoa, Chordata, Actinopteri, Cyprinodontiformes, Poeciliidae. The record is from RefSeq and is a predicted model, not a curated record. Gene Ontology annotation, molecular function: G protein-coupled receptor activity. Gene Ontology annotation, biological process: G protein-coupled receptor signaling pathway. The coding region runs from base 163 to 2484 and encodes 773 amino acids.
GACCCCGAGGUCGCCCAGCUGUCCCAGGAUGGGGACAUUGUGUUGGGUGGGAUCUUCUACUUCCACAGCAGCUGGAAGAACAGAGAGGACACGUACACACAAAAGCCUUUGGCUCUGCAAUGCAUCAGCUUGAAUUUCAGAGAGUUCCAGUUUGCACAGACCAUGCUCUUUGCCAUUGAGGAAAUAAACAACAGUACAGACCUGCUGCCGGACGUUUCUCUGGGCUACAGCAUCUACGACACUUGUGGUUCGAUUCCCAAAACCAUAAAAGUUGCUCUGGCUUUGAACAAUGAUAAUGUGAAUACAUCUUCAAUCUCUGACAUACCAUGUACCAAACCAGUACAAGUGCAGGCUAUAGUGGGGGAAACUUCUUCAUCUCCCAGUACUGCAAUAGGUACUCUCAUUGGACCAUUUCACAUACCACUGAUCAGCCAUUUUGCCACAUGUGCUUGUCUCAGUGAUAAAACAAAGUAUCCGUCGUUUCUCAGAACAAUACCCAGUGACUAUUACCAGAGCAGAGCCCUCGCUCAACUGGUCAAAUAUUUUGGCUGGACUUGGGUCGGAGCCGUCAGAACCAACGACGACUACGGCAACAACGGCAUGGCGACGUUCACAGAAAUCGCAGCGCAGCUGGGCAUCUGUCUGGAAUAUUCUGUCUCUUUCUUCAGAACGGAUUCAACAGAAAAAAUCCAGAAGGUGAUCAAAACAAUACAGGCUUCGACCUCCAAAGUGAUUGUUGCUUUUGUAUCACACUUGGACAUGGACGUGCUCAUACACGAGAUGUCCAACCACAACCUGACCGGGUACCAGUGGGUGGGAAGUGAGUCCUGGAUCUUUGAUUCUCAAAUUGCGGCAGUGGAUAAGAAUCGCAUCCUGGACGGAGCGAUCGGCGUUUCCAUUCCUAAAGCUCAUGUGAGCGGUCUCAAAGAGUUCAUGUUUGACGUGAGGCCACUCAGAUCUUUAAAUAACGACUUGUAUAAAGAGUUCUGGGAGACGUUGUUUAGCUGCAAGUUCAAGCAGGAGAUAUCAGAUGAAAAUUAUAGAGAAUGUUCUGGACAUGAGGAUCUGACUGGAGUGGAGAACAGCUUCACUGACAUGUCCCUCAUGCCCAUUUUUAACAACGUGUAUAAGGGAGUGUAUGCAGUGGCUCACGCUCUGCAUGAUAUUCUCGGAUGUGAGAAAACCUGUAACAACAAUGUGCAGCUUGACCCAUUCACGAUUUUGCAGCACAUUCAAAAGAUUCACUUCAAGACAAAGGAGGGAGAAGAGGUUUACUUUAAUGAGAACGGAGAUCCAGCUGCAAAGUAUGAAAUUAUAAACUGGCAACCAAGAGAAAACGACAUUGUGGACUUUAUCACAGUUGGUGUUUAUGACGCUUCAUUACCAUUUGAUGAGCAGCUAAAACUGCAAAACAAGUCAAUACUGUGGUCACUGAGCUCAAAGCAGGUUCCUGUGUCGGUUUGCAGUGAGAAGUGUCCCCCAGGGACCCGGAAGGUCCUCCAGAAAGGAAAACCCGUCUGCUGCCAUGACUGUAUAAGAUGUGCUGAAGGAGAAAUUAGCAACAUUACAGAUGCUGUCUCCUGUGUAAGAUGCCCCCCUGAAUCCUGGUCAAACGAGAGAAGAGAUGUCUGUAUUAAAAAGGAAGCUGUUUUUUUAUCAUACGAUGAAAUUAUGGGCAUACUGCUCACUGCCGCGGCUUUAUUUGGGACAUGUGUAACAGCCAUUGUGACAAUCAUUUUCUACAGGAACAGGAAAACUCCUCUUGUCAGAGCAAACAACUCUGAGCUGAGCUUCCUCCUCCUGUUCUCUCUGACUCUGUGUUUCCUCUGCUCUCUGACGUUCAUCGGUCAGCCCUCUAAGUGGUCCUGCAUGCUGCGCCACACGGCGUUUGGCAUCACCUUCGUUCUCUGCCUCUCCUGUGUUCUGGGGAAAACCAUGGUGGUUUUAAUGGCGUUCAAGGCUACACUCCCUGGGAGAAAUUUAAUGAAAUGGUUUGGGCCCAAGCAGCAGAGGCUGAGCGUUCUGGGUUUCACUCUCGUACAAGUGAUCAUCUGCAUCCUCUGGUUAAGCAUCUCUCCUCCGUUUCCAUCUAAAAAUUUUAAGGAAUUCAAAGAAAAAAUCAUCUUGGAGUGUGCUCUGGGCUCUGCUGUGGGUUUCUGGUCCGUCCUCGGUUACAUAGGAUUUCUUGCCAUCAUGUGUUUUAUUUUUGCUUUUUUAGCUCGGAAGUUGCCUGAUAAUUUUAACGAAGCCAAAUUCAUCACAUUCAGCAUGCUGAUAUUCUGCGCGGUGUGGAUCACUUUCAUCCCAGCGUACGUCAGCUCUCCUGGGAAUUUCAGUGUCGCUGUAGAAAUCUUUGCUAUCCUGGCCUCCACAUUUGGGCUGUUAAUUUGUAUUUUUAUCCCAAAAUGUUACAUCAUGUUACUGAAACCAGAGAAAAAUACAAAAAAGCACAUGAUGGGGAAAGGGCCACCAAAGACGUUCUGA